This is a messenger RNA of Motacilla alba alba, 499 nucleotides long. RefSeq names its product protein S100-A4-like. The record is from RefSeq and is a predicted model, not a curated record. The transcript has 3 exons. NCBI's taxonomy places the organism in Eukaryota, Metazoa, Chordata, Aves, Passeriformes, Motacillidae. Bases 115 to 420 code for a protein of 101 amino acids. Gene Ontology annotation, molecular function: calcium ion binding; transition metal ion binding. Gene Ontology annotation, cellular component: cytoplasm.
GGGCCGGGGGCUGCCGCGGGGGCAGUGCCACCCUCCCGGGCUAUAAAUGCCCGCCGUGCCCCGGCGCCUCAUCCCGACUCGCCGAGGAUCUGAUCCGCACCGAACCGGCUGGCCAUGGCGUGUCCCCUGGAGCAGGCGAUGGCCCUCAUGGUCACCACCUUCCACAAGUACUCGGCCAAGGAGGGCGACAAGUACAAGCUCAGCAAGGCGGAGCUCAAGGAGCUGCUCAACAAGGAGCUCCCCGUCUUCGGCAGCAAACAAAUGGACGAGGCCGAGUUCAAGCGGCUGAUGAACGACCUGGACCACAACAAGGACAGCGAGGUGGAUUUCAAGGAGUACGUUUGCUUCCUGGCCUGCAUCACCAUGGGCUUCAACGAGUUCUUCAAGGACGACCCCAGCAAGCAGCACCGCAGGAAGUGACCCCGGAGUGACCCCCGGAGUGACCCUGGAGUGACCCUGGAGUGACCCCCGGAGUGACCCCUCGAGUGACCCCCGGAGU